This is a messenger RNA of Drosophila grimshawi, 759 nucleotides long. RefSeq lists its product as uncharacterized. The transcript has 3 exons. NCBI's taxonomy places the organism in Eukaryota, Metazoa, Arthropoda, Insecta, Diptera, Drosophilidae. The record is from RefSeq and is a predicted model, not a curated record. The coding region runs from base 45 to 683 and encodes 212 amino acids.
AACCGUAUUUAAAAUCUAAAGUAUUUGAAAAUCCAAAAUCAUUAAUGUGGUGCAGUAAGCAAACAGACGGUGCCAUUGCUGAUGAGGCGAUUUCAGAUCGUAAGGUGGCUGAAGAUGGAAAGCAGGCACAUCCCACAGCCAUUGCCAUUGUCCAGCCUCGCCAGACGCGGUACACAAGGUGCCGUGACACCACCAACACCAGGCAGUCACGCGAGUGGUCCGUGGUGCCACAGGACGUGGACGUGAACAAUGAUAUUAUGCGUCUGGUUAGCAGUCUCUCCAACGUUAUACAGAUCCUGGUCCGCAUGAGCAAUACGGCUGCUCACGAACUGCUGCGGCAUCCCGAACGUGGCGAGGACUACGAAGGACUGCGUUUGCUGCUGAAUUACGCUGAUCUGAUGUACACCACGCUGCUACAGCCGCAGCGCAAUUCGGAGCAGCGGUCGUCGGAGCGAACAUCAGAACCCAGCAGAAAUGAUAGCAUCCCAUCCAGUAGCCUAUUCCAUAACUUAUUUCGACCCAUUCUGUUACCCCCGGAGAGGCGGGAGCAGGCUUUUGAUCGAACAUUAACACGAACAUUUCCCUAUAGAGUUGUAACGGGAAUUGCGAGUGUUGCUGAACCACCAGUUGCUGAGUCAGCUGAACCGGCUAUCGAGUCUACAGAUAACGCAAAUUACAGUUGACAUCGCAACAGAACUUCAUGGUGUACUUUAAAUUGUUUGUGAAUAUAGCAAAAAAAAAGUGCAUUCAACUAAUAAA